Molecule: messenger RNA, 3642 nt
Organism: Saccostrea cuccullata (small rock oyster)
Lineage: Eukaryota; Metazoa; Mollusca; Bivalvia; Ostreida; Ostreidae
Exons: 14
Coding region: 47-2989 (980 amino acids)
Source: RefSeq, a predicted model, not a curated record
GAAAAUUCCCCUAAGAGAAAAGAAAUAUAGACGUUUAAAAACAACGAUGCUUGCAAAUGAAGUUCUUAAAGACAUUCUUCUGUGCUUUACACUACAUUCAUUAAGUUCCAUGAGUCAAUAUUGCCCUGCAACUCUUGGCACUAAGAAUUAUGUACCGUCUUGUCCAGGAAAUAAAAGUGAGUGGGAGAUUGCAUCACAGAGAAAGAACUGUGCUGUUAUACCACAAAACUGUACAGCUUCAAACAACUUUGUAUAUCACUGUCUCCGAACUAAUCAGAAAAAACUAAUUGAAGUUUGCAGUUUACGUGUUACAAUUACAUUCCCUGUGUGUCCACAGUUCAAUGAAGGAGAAAACUUUGUUGUGGAAGACCACUUUACCGACUGUAGCACAUACACGCCUCCUUGUCCACCACGAUAUGAUUCUACUGAAGCAUAUAAAUAUCCCGGGUGUUUCGAUGUGCCCGAUAUCACAUCCACAACAACAAUUACAGAAGAUCGUACCACUCCUGCAUUUUUAUCUACAAGCCAAAGUUCAAUGAUUCAGAAAGAAAAUAAAUCACAAUUGUCCGAACAAACAGAAUAUGAAGAAUUUUUUUUCAAACACAAGCAGCUUCAUUUGUCGCUUAUUGUUGCUGCAGGAGUUUUUGUGCCGGUUAUAACAAUUUUAUGCCUUGUCAUUCAUUUUAAAAUAAGAGUGUUCGAUAAGAAGAAAAGGUAUGCUAAGGAUUUAAUGUACAUUGUCUCUCCUGAAACUGAACCGAUUAGUCUUGUACGACUUUCACAAGAACAUAUACAACAAGAAACUUCAGCUUCAUCAAUAACUGAAAAUGAGGUGAUAGAACCAGUUUACAAGCCUCAUAUAGAGGGAAAACCUCCUCUCUCUUUUGUGGACCUCUUAAUGGAGUAUGCAAGGACAGUGACAUGUAAAAAUAAAGAUGAAGAAGAAAAUUCAGACAUACUGGAAGUUUUGGAGGAGUGCUUUGUAAGAAAACUAGGAGUAGAUGUUCUACGUCACGGAAGCCUGGUAGAUAAGAUCACAGAUAAAGAGAAACUAGCAAGUGAAAUAAGCGUGCCGAUAGAAGUAGUGAACUGGGAGUCCGAUGCAAGGUGCAGAUACGCAGGAUAUGCUAAAGAGGGGACACAAACAAGGCACAUAGCUACUGCAAUGAUUGUUGGGGGUCGUGGAGCUGGAAAAACUCUACUGAAAGGUCUGCAAAGACACAUCUUCCAGGAAUUGCAUCAACCACGGUCGACAGUGGAACAGGGGUUAGACGUUUACGAAGAUAUAUAUGAAGUAGACAAAGAUACUUAUUAUUUAAAAGCUUUUUCAGAAAAAGCGGAAGCAAAAAAUAAAGUACUUCUGAAUGUUUGGGAUUUUGGUGGCAAUGAUGCAUAUUACACAUGUCAUCAUAAUUUUCUCAGCAGAAGAGCAUUUUAUGUUCUUGUGAUCAACUCGUCUAAAUCGUUUUAUGAAAAAGUCGAUUGUACUUUUUGUGAUCAGGAAGGAGCAAUGUUUUAUGGAUGGAUAUAUGGAGAUUUCAUUAAAUAUUGGUUGCAGCUGGUCCACUUAUACAAUGAUGCUGACACUCCUGUUGUUAUAUUAGCAACGAAUGAGGAUGGUGGGCAGACUAAAGAAAAGGAAUGCAAGAGAGUUUAUGAUGAUUUACUGGAAUGCUUGAAAUUUGAACCCGAGCUUCAGAAUCAUUUGGACAGAGAUCACUUUUUGGACCUUGCAUUAACCGAGGACGAUAACGAAGCAACACUACUGAGAGUCGAAAAAUGUCUUGCCUCUAUUGCCUUGAUGGACCGAUGGAAAAUAAAUAUACCAGAUACUUGGGUUUACUGCGAGAACGCCCUUAGAAAAGUGAGAAAAAGAAAAAUUCUUACUUUUUCAGAAUUUUCUGAACAACUUUCAAAUGGAAAAUUUGACAAAGAAAAUAUCUUUGAUUUGUUGCGCUUUUGCACGGAAAUAGGAACGAUUUUGAAUUUUAGAAAGGAACCUCUGACAGACCAUAUUAUACCAAACGUUCAAUGUUUUGCAGAAAGCUUCAGUAAAAUGAUAACAAAUCCAAAGUGUGCUCCAGACGAAAUGAAAAUCAAUGAAAAUUGCCAAUACUCAAUCGAUGGGGGUUAUAUAUCAUACGACUUUUUAAAUCGAAUUUUGGAAAAGGAGAUGGACGUUGAAGAAAUAAAAUCAACUUUAAGGUAUAUGCAACACCUAGGAUUGAUAGUAGUAGGUGACACGGCUCAUUAUGUCCCUUGUUUAAACAAACUAGAUUUUGGAGAAGACGUAAAACAAAGUAUCUCGUCUUUGAGCGAUAGAACAUCUGUUUUGGUUUUUAAUUUUAAAUUGUCGCCACACUGCUUUUAUUAUCGGCUGAUUGCUGCUUGUAUGGCAGAUCCAAGAUGGUCUGUUGUUCAGGAUAGUGGAUUGAAAUAUCUCUUCAAAAAUCUAGCAUGUUUCAAAUUCAAAGAUCAUAUUAUUGUCCUUACUCUCACACGAACCACUAUUCAAGCUCAGAUAUUUAGGGAAGGCAAUCCGCUGUGUCCAAAGAGAACACAGAUAAUACGAAAUCAUAUAGAAGAAUGCCUGAAAACAAAAGAAUGCUCUCAAAAGAAGUUUUAUACAGUUGGCUAUCAGUGUUCAGAACAGGACGUUUUUGAAGAAAAACUAUCGUGUUUUCUUUUGGAAAGCUACAUUGAUGGAAAAGGCAAGUUCGAUUGCCCCCAACAUGAGACGGAGGGCCACCAUUUUAUACAUGAAAACGAUCUGCUUCGUUUUUGGAAAGUCAAUACUUCAAUGGACGAAGAUGGUGGGAAAGGAUCAAAAGAAGCAAGAAAACAAUCCCUAGGUGGGUACGUCGUUCAGAAUGCCAUUCCAGAAUCCAUGGUGGAUCUACUAGCCAAUCUAGAGUCGCAGAUUGAUAAAGUUAACUUGACCAUAAAGGCCAUAAGAAAGCAUUACCCGGAGGACGAUUCAGCCUGUUAAGGAAAUUUUUUUCAACGAUAUAAUUUCCUGCGCUGUGUCUAAAAUAGUUGUGCUAUUUUAGAUGCUUUCUUGUUUAAGUUGUUGGAAACAAGCCUCUUGUGAUGUGAUGUUUUUUACUAGAUUAUAAGAUAAAUUGCCAAAAAUCGACAUACAAAAAAUCUGAUACCGACAAUUUAUUUCAUGUGUUUGUUCAUAUUUCAAUUUCAAUAAUAAUUAACAGAAUUGAAAUACUGAUGUAGAAUAUUUUGUACAUAGGAAAAAUAUAUUGGAACUAUAAGAAAUCAUUGUUGUUCUGAAAUUUCGACAAAUGCGAAGUAGUUUUUCAAUUUUUGAUUAAGUUUGUUAUGGAUGUAGUCAAAACUGAUUUUUUGUGACCUUUUAUCCACCGGGUAAAUCAAAAGAUUUGUGUUCACAUCUCUCAUAAUUUAUGUAUAUUUACCAUGUUUACAUUCUGAAAUAAUGUAUGUUAUGCUGAUUGCCCCAAGAAUGCUUAAAAGUGUUUAAUUACCGAGUUUCAGAAGAAAAUGUAAAUUGUUUUUAAAAAUGAUAGAAAAAUUUUUUACUGUAAAUUGUGUAAGACAGUUCCUUUGAAGGCAGAGACUUUUUUUUUUAUUUAAAUGACUUUUUCAUUCAAUAGUUGCAAACAUGCAAAA